Molecule: messenger RNA, 1242 nt
Organism: Aspergillus bombycis
Lineage: Eukaryota; Fungi; Ascomycota; Eurotiomycetes; Eurotiales; Aspergillaceae
Product: mitochondrial 37S ribosomal protein uS5m
Exons: 2
Coding region: 1-1242 (413 amino acids)
Biological process (GO): translation
Cellular component (GO): ribosome
Molecular function (GO): structural constituent of ribosome; RNA binding
Source: RefSeq, a predicted model, not a curated record
AUGAGCAUCGCACGGCCGGCAAGAUGUGUGUUUUGCAGCUUUACUCGAGGUGUCUCCGCCGGCACACGAGUGCCUAGUCGCCAAUUCCACCCUUCCCCGACACAGUUCGCGAACCGUAAACCAAAAUUCCCCAACUUCAAAGCCCGAGAUGAGAAGACUUUGGAAGAAAUUACGCGGGAUAUGAAGCCGAAGCACUUUCAGCCGUACACGGAAGAUGAAAAGGCAGGCCUGAAGGAAGAAUACACUCCUGAACAGCUGGCCGCAAUUGAAGCCGGCGAGGCGGCAAUCGACCCCAAAGACAUGGCAGAACAGUUUGCUAUUCGCCGGGAUCCGAUGAAGCUUAACUACCUGGAUGAUUUCUCCACCAUUGAACCUGGCGUGGACAAACAUGUCCGGGCGCCCAAGUCCAACUCCGACUACAACGCGACCCUCAAAAGCGAUGAUGAUUUUGUCGAAGACUUCGCCCGCUUCUUCCAGGAAAUGCCAGAGGAUGCCACCGCAGCUGAUUGGGUGCGGUUCGCUGACACCUUGCGAGUCACCCUGGGCAAGGAGGAGAAUGAAUUGAACCCUCACAGUGCCUUGGUACCGGAUUUGUUCAGCCCGGGGGAGCCCCUGACGGAGGAAACCAAACCUGUCAAGCCUUUUGAGAUGCAAACGUCGCCAAGGUUUGGAGAGAGUGAGGAAAUAACUGAGGCGUUGAAGAGGCUUCUACAGUCCACAGGCUAUGACCAAGUCUUUGUCAAGGGUCUGGCGACGAAGACCCUUGUUUCGCACUCGGUUGUUAACCAAACUCGUCUGGGUAAGGUGCGUCGUAUGUACUGCCUUUCCAUCGCUGGCAACGGCAAUGGUCUCCUGGGAAUUGGAGAAGCCAAGUCCGAGGAGUCCGCCGAUGCCAUCACACAAUCCAAAUACCGAGCCAUCAGAAACAUGCAACCCAUCCCACGGUACGAGGGCCGCACCAUCUUUGGUGAUGUUGAGGGCAAGGUUGGAGCAGCUGAGUUGAAGUUGAUGACUCGUCCACCAGGAUUCGGACUCCGUUGUCAGCAUUUGAUCUUCGAGAUGUGCCGUGCAGCCGGUAUUCAUGACCUCGCCGCUCGUGUCGGUCGCUCGAGAAACCCUAUGAACACUGUUAAGGCAGCUUACGAGGCUCUCAUGAGUCAACGCAACCCAGAGGAUAUUGCCCGUGCUCGUGGCAAGAAGAUGGUCGAUGUCCGUAAGGUCUACUACUCGGGAAGAUACUAA